AUGUUUAAUAAAGUGUUGCAACGUGCUCUUAAGUUCCGGCUGAAGAAGUCUUAUCCCACGAAUAUUUAUGAUUUAUCUCGUGGGUCGGCUAUAGCGGUGCGUAGACCGUAUAGCGACGAAGUGCGUCGUGCGCAGGCCCAGAGCGUCGCUGCGCCGGGGCCGACAAUCUUCGACAAGAUUAUAUCGAAGGAGAUUAAAGCGGAUAUUAUUUAUGAAGAUGACUUGUGUUUGGCAUUCAAUGAUAUAUCUCCGCAAGCUCCCGUGCACUUCCUCGUGAUACCGAAACGUAGGAUCCCGCGGCUACAGGAUGCGGAGCCAAAUGAUAUGGAAGUGAGUAUAACCUCUGGCUGUAUGAGUAGAUUCCUUUGCCCACAAAUAUGGUUCCAUUCCAAUUCUAUUCUAUUUGAGUUACAAUGUAAGUGGAGGUCAAGUCAUCAGUUUUUAUGCUCUGA
Molecule: messenger RNA, 452 nt
Organism: Spodoptera littoralis (African cotton leafworm)
Lineage: Eukaryota; Metazoa; Arthropoda; Insecta; Lepidoptera; Noctuidae
Source: the annotation of a GenBank genome assembly